GCACCGCUUUCACAUGCUGCGGUUGAUAAACCAAGUACAAGAAUGAGUGGAUGGCAGGAAAUGUAGCUUGGUGAGAUAGGCUAGUUGACGUUUCAACCAGCCAGAGACGCUGAUUGCGGCUGUAACAAGGAGCUGAGGGGUUUAUAAUAGGCCUAAUGUUACAGAUCAAUCUCACUGCGCAGUUAGAAAGAGGGAGUUUUUCCAGCUGAAGUUUAAAGACAGAUAAAGCGGACGUAGGCUAGGCUACACAAUAUAAUUAUAGGCACAAUGUAGCAUGCACACUCUUGCACACUAUUGCUUAUUUUUCGCUAGGUGGCGAUAACAUACCGAUUGUUGGUAGCCUGACGGAGGAAGAAGACUUAACAGGAAGUGAUUUGCUGUUUUGGCGUCUCCUGCCUACAUGCGUCUAUGGUCUAUGAGUGUGUCAAUAGUUUGCUCCAGUGAGUGAGCCUGGUGGUAGGCUAUGGCUGGAAAUAUCAAGGACAAGGAAGCUUUUCAGAGACUGAAUUUCCUAUACCAAGCUGCACAUUGCGUAUUGAGCCAGAGUCCAGAAAACACAGAACUCGCUCGUUUCUACUGUUUCACCCAGAAAACCAUCGCACGUCGGCUGGUUCUUCGACAGGAUCCUUCCGUGAAGAGAACCAUUUGUAAGAGAUGCUGUGGGUUAUUGGUUCCUGGGGUGACGGGAACACUCAGGCAGAGAAAGCGGAGAGGGAAGAGGAGUGUGACCGUGCUGCGGUGUCUGAGCUGCGGACAGACAAAAAAGUUGCUGAACAACCCCGACCAUCGCCUGUGGGUGGACCAGCCAGAGGCUCAGCUGGAGAAUCAGCCACAGCAGGAGGAGCCCUCCAGCCAGAAGAAGGAAGCUUCAGUUGCUGGGCCGUCCCAGAGCACAACCUCUGACCCCUCCAAAGGGAAAGCCCUGACACAACCGUGACCCUGGAUACCCGAGGGACAGGUCUCUGUAAACCCAGCUGACCUUGCGGACUGAUAUUUAACGCCUGGGUGAUGCUGGCUGGACCAUAGCAGUUGUUCAGCCUGUCGUCGCAGAGAGCAGCGUUGAAGGACAGAAGCUGUCUUCCUGUUUUCUGAAGUUAUCGGUCUGUGAGCCUCUGGAUCGCCAAGAGCUGAAUUUUGAAUGGGGUCUUAUUAUGGGAUAGUGGAAGAUCCAUGGCUGCUGAUUAAUCCGUGUGUAGUUUACUCUGGUGUCUGUCCUGUGACAGGCCAGCGAUGACACCAGAGGUGCUGAUGCACUGUAAUGUAAAUAAACACACAUUUGGUUGUUGUUUUUUAAUCUGUACAGGAUUAUAGUUUGGUUAUUACACUAUUUAUAAUUUGCAUUUUCUUUUGCUGGUUUUACUAAGAAUUCAUAAACAAUGAUUUUGCUUUCACAUGGUUAUAAGACACUUAUAUGUGAAUUUUGACCAGAUGGACACUAUUUGAUGUUUUCUCUUACAGUGGAGAAUAAAGUUUAAAAAAAGGAAAACUGUA
Molecule: messenger RNA, 1491 nt
Organism: Alosa sapidissima (American shad)
Lineage: Eukaryota; Metazoa; Chordata; Actinopteri; Clupeiformes; Clupeidae
Gene: rpp21
Product: ribonuclease P 21 subunit
Exons: 5
Coding region: 464-937 (157 amino acids)
Biological process (GO): tRNA processing
Cellular component (GO): nucleolar ribonuclease P complex
Source: RefSeq, a predicted model, not a curated record